AUGGAAAAUGAUGAGUACAAAAGCGUGGAAAAUAAUGAGUACAAAAGUGUGGAAAAUAAUGGAGACGAAUUUUAUAGUAAUGCAGUUCAUUAUUGGUCCGAAAUACCCGCUACAUUAGAUGGAAUGCUGGGAGGUUUUGGUUUUAUUUCUCAAACCGACAUAAAGGGCUCGAAAAUGUUAUUAAAACAGUUAUUCAAUUCCAAAGAUCAUCCGGGAAGAGAUUACGCUUUGGAUUGCGGUGCAGGAAUAGGCAGAAUUAGUAAAUUUUUGUUAACAGACGUUUUCGAGAAAGUUGAUAUGGUAGAACAGAAUGAAGCUUUCCUCGAACAAGCGGAGAAAUAUUUAGGGCCAAAAUUUAGUAAAAUAGGUCAUUUUUACCCCCAGGGAUUGCAGAAUUUCCAACCAGAAGAGGGUAAAUACGAUGUCAUAUGGAUUCAAUGGGUUUUAGGUCAUUUGACUAAUAAAGAUUUAGUUAACUUUUUAUCUUCAUGCCGGUGUGGAUUGAAAAAAAAUGGUGUUAUUAUAGUUAAGGAAAACAUCACAUCUUCCGAUAGUAUCGAGAAAGAUGAACAAGAUUCUUCGGUGACGAGGCCUUUACGACACUACCAUAUUAUAUUUCAAAAAGCGAAAUUGCACUGUUAUAGGCAAGUGAAACAACACAAUUUCCCAAAAGGCCUAUUCCCAGUUUAUAUGUUUGUACUCAAACCAAAAGAAGACAUUACCAAUAGCUGUUCGGAAACUAAUUUAAUACUAGAAAACGAUGGAGUUUGUGAAAAUAUUGAACCUAAUAGUGAGAAGAAUAUUACCAGCGAUUUAGAAAAAAAAAUCGAGCUAACAAGAGUUGAUGAUGUAGAAGCACCUGAGGAAAAUAGCGUUAAGGAUUUGUUAAAAACCGAAUGUAUUAGUACUUAA
This is a messenger RNA of Phyllotreta striolata, 912 nucleotides long. The record is from the annotation of a GenBank genome assembly. NCBI's taxonomy places the organism in Eukaryota, Metazoa, Arthropoda, Insecta, Coleoptera, Chrysomelidae.